Labrus mixtus (cuckoo wrasse) is the source of this 3408-nucleotide messenger RNA. Its product is annotated as adhesion G protein-coupled receptor E1-like. The transcript is spliced from 23 exons. The record is from RefSeq and is a predicted model, not a curated record. Gene Ontology annotation, molecular function: G protein-coupled receptor activity; calcium ion binding. NCBI's taxonomy places the organism in Eukaryota, Metazoa, Chordata, Actinopteri, Labriformes, Labridae. Bases 29 to 3010 code for a protein of 993 amino acids. Gene Ontology annotation, biological process: adenylate cyclase-activating G protein-coupled receptor signaling pathway; cell surface receptor signaling pathway. Gene Ontology annotation, cellular component: membrane.
UCGAUUUAUUCCGUGGAUUGGACCUGGCAUGAUGAACUUCGGUACCUUUUCAAUUCUGUUGGGCUGCCUUUUCACUUUUGGCCACUGUGUUUUCCCUCCUGGUUCUUGUGAUAAUUACACCAACAUUACGGAACCAUGGCGGAACUUUAGAUUUAAAUCAUCUUCCUUUCCCGGAUUUCCAAAGGAUGAUGCACAUCUCGUAGGGAAGUGGUUGCGUUUCACAGGGAUCGGAGGAGAACGAGUCCGCCGUGCAUGCACAGUAGGCGCAGGGGCUGGUAGCAAAUACGUGAUAACCAUGCCAUCUAAUCUUCUGUCUUACGAAUCACCAAAAGCAACUCUGUUGUAUGCAUAUCCUUAUGUUACUGCUUGCCAUUCAGUUUCGGUCAGGACGAAGAUUGACGUUGUCCUCUGUCCUGGAAAAUUCUACUUAUACAAACCAUACAGUCACCGACAGAGCAAUGCGACUUAUGCAACAUAUCAUUAUAUAUGUGAGACAGACUCAUGUGGACCCCUUGCUGAGUGCUCAGGGAGCGGAGGCUGUGAAUGUGUUUCUGGGUAUGAAAUCCCUCCUGAACACCUUCCUACUCAGUAUUCAUAUGGGUGUGCUGACAUUGAUGAGUGUGAGAGAUCUGAGAAAGUGUGCGAUCCUCUAUCAGAUUGUAAGAACACCAUCGGAUCAUUCCUCUGUGUCUGUUGGGAUGGAUAUGAAGCACAAAAUCCUAAAUUACCAACUGGGUUGUCCAACAAAUGUAUAGAUAUUGAUGAAUGCCUUGACACAAACAUCUGCGGCGAUCAUGGGGACUGUGCUAACAACCCUGGAAGUUACAUGUGUGAAUGCCAUAAAGGCUUCGACAAUGAACCUGACCCUAAAGCUGUUUGCCAAGACAUCGAUGAGUGUUUAAACGCCACUGUCUGUGGCCCUUACGCUGUGUGCACCAACAUACCUGGAGCUUUUACUUGUGCAUGCCAACAAGGAUUCAAACCAACUGACGCAGACGAGGAACCCGGAGUGACCAACAUCUGUAUUGAUAUUGACGAGUGUGUUGAAAAUGUCACCAUCUGUGGUCCUCGCGCCAACUGCACAAACCAAAUCGGAUCUCACAACUGCACCUGCGAGCCUGGUUAUCGGGGGAGAAACGCAGACAGGAUAGCAAGCAUUGCUAACCCAUGCACAGAUAUAGAUGAAUGCAUUGAGACAGCUGGUAUUUGUGGUAAACUAACUGUAUGCACUAAUGUUGAGGGGACCUUCUAUUGCUCUUGCCCUGAUGGACUCUACCCUUCAACGGGAAUCUUGUGGAUAGUUGGGGUCUCAUUUUGUCAAAGUCUUCAGGAUAUUUUGGAUGAGAUAAACCCCCCAGAGGGUCAGACGAAAGAAAGAGCUUUUCUUGGACACAUGGACACACAGCUGAAAGAGAAAGACUCCAUUUUACCAGUACCGACUGUGACAAACUGCUUCUCAGCAGUCAUGGAAGUGUCAGGCGUUGGACCCCGCAUCAAAUCAAGUAAUGUGAGUAGUGAAGGAGACGGGGAAACCGGCAGUUUUAUCCUGAGACUCUCAGACACUUUACUGUCUGCAGUAGUGGAGCAGGGUCAGAACCAAACAGAAAGAACUGUGACGACUCCUACCGUGGACUUAAGUGUCAGAACCAUUCUGCCUGGAAGCCAAAAUUCAGAGACCUCUGCUCUCUCAGCAAAUGGAAACACCAUGGAGAUCAACCUGGAAGAUAUGGCCAAAAAUAACAAUGGUUCUGCAGCAGCUGCCUUCAUGAUCUUAAAGGGGAUAGAGAGUCUCCUCAGUCAUCAAUACUUUGAAACAGAAAACUUGACAGAGAUGAACUCGGAUGUCAUCACGGCAGUCCUGCCCUUUAUGAACAACACCAACCUAACAGAGCCUGUCAACUUUACCAUCUAUCACAAGAAGAUAGUACCAGAAAAUGGUCUGGUGACCUGCGUGUACUGGGAGGACAAAACAGAGGAGAAGGAGGAAGGAAGAGAAGAAGGAGAGAAAAACAAGAUGAUGCGUUGGUCAGUGGAGGGCUGCCGGGUUGCGUACACAAGUGAAAACUACACAGUGUGCAGCUGCUCUCAUCUCUCCACAUUUGCCCUCAUCAUGCAGAUAGGAGAGCCUCCACCAGAGGAUCCUUUCCUUGAUUGGCUGAACCGGAUUUGUGUGAUUGUUGGACUUUUCUUCUUUGGUUUGGCUAUCUUCACCUUCCUCUUGUGUAGCUGGAACCCCAAGAUCAACAACACAGCCCGUCUUCACCUCUGCAUCAACCUUGCCUUGUCUCACCUGCUGCUGCUGUGGAAUGACAGAUACACUGACCAUGAGUUGGCCUGCACUGUCAUGGCAGGCCUUCUCCACUUCUUAGUCGUUGCAAGUUUUGUGUGGAUGCUGCUGGAAGCUCUGCAGCUUCACCUGUUGGUGCGAAGGCUCUCCAAGGUGCAGGUGAUCCAGAGAGACGGCCUUCCUAGGCCCCUUCUCUACAUGAUUGGCUACGGAGUUCCGUUUGUGAUUGUUGGUACUUCUGCACUGAUAUAUUCUGAUGGGUAUGGUGCCACGGAGGCAGAAGUGUGCUGGCUUUCAAGAAAGCGCAGUUUCAACUGGGCUUUAACUGGCCCUGUGAUUGCCGUCAUUGGACUUAAUUGGAUAUUGUUCUGUGCUACUCUUUGGAGUCUGAAACCCACCUUGGUCAACAUGAAAAGUGGUGUUUCUCAGUCCAAAGAAAUCAGGUUGGUUGUUUUCAAGAUCUUGGCUCAGUUUGUCAUAUUGGGUUGCACGUGGAUCCUGGGCCUGUACCAGACAAAUCUUUUCUUCCAGGUCCUCUUCAUAUUUCUUAACUCCCAACAAGGCACCUUCCUCUUCAUCGUCCACUGUGUGCUCAACAAAGAAGUGAGAGAGGAAUACAUUAAAUUUCUGACCUGCUCUUUCAAUAAGCAAAGAGAAGAAGGAUCCAUGAGACAAGCAUCCAUGUCGGAGGACUUGGACAAGGCUGAAGAAAAGAAGAAAUGAUGAAUGAAAUAAGAACCGAAUUCAGAAGAAUGAAGUGUAGAAAAGGACAGAAGAGAUCUUCUCUGAUCCACUAUUAAUUUUAUUUUAUUUUAGUUAUCAAUCUAUUUAGGGUAUUUUUCACACCCAACCAUGUUACAUAUAAUCACAGUGACAAAUGAUAACCAUGAAUAAUAAAGUAAUUUCCUUGUAUGUGUGCAUUAAAAAUAGUUUAAAGUAUUGCGUAGAAAAGAGUGAGCAUCAUUGAUUUUUGUUUCAUUGCUUCAAAUCAAUCAAAAGUGCUGAAAUAAAACGUAUCUCACCACACUUUACAAUCUUUUACUUUUUCUUUCUGAAUGUUUCUUUUGCACAAUUUCUUGAACAGAAUUUAGUUUGUGUUUUUCUUGAAUGUUUAUUUUUCA